Messenger RNA from Clupea harengus (Atlantic herring), 2057 nucleotides. RefSeq names its product cd7 antigen-like (gene cd7al). NCBI's taxonomy places the organism in Eukaryota, Metazoa, Chordata, Actinopteri, Clupeiformes, Clupeidae. Gene Ontology annotation, molecular function: signaling receptor activity. Gene Ontology annotation, cellular component: membrane. Gene Ontology annotation, biological process: adaptive immune response. The record is from RefSeq and is a predicted model, not a curated record.
CAUUAGUUGUACACUUACAAACUUUCACUUCCCUGUUUUCACAGGUCUCAUUUAAGACGUUAGCUUCCUGAAAGAAAUACCUUGAUAAAAUGAUGUCGUUACAUAAGGAUGUCAUAAGUGAUGCAUGUAGUAAAAGGGUGAUGACCAUGCCCCAGCUCUUCUUUGGAAAAUGUGAAUCUAACGUCAUCUAAAACUAGAAUCAGGUUAAAGCUAAACCCUUCACUGUGCCACAUGCUCUUGUUAUGAAUGAGGUUUAACCGUUGCCUCACAGUUUAGCAGAAUCGGUUGCCACUUCUGUUUAUUUUAUGCUUGCUGAUGUGUUAGUAAGUCAAAAAAAAUCUAGUUACACUGCGACAGGAAGGACCUUAAGUGCAGCCAGGCGUGUGGCCAGUGAUGAAACCAAGAAAGGGUUGGUUUCCUUUACCCUUGAUGUGUGUGAGAGGGCCCCCGUGUUUUCCAAGGUGGAGCUCUAAGAGCUUGAGCAGUUGGUGUACGAGACCUGCCACAAACCAGUCUUCAUAGCGAGACGCGCUAACGUCUCUGCGCUUGUGUGCACUCCGAUUCAGUUUCAUUGUCAGGUGUCAGGUUUUUCUUUUGUCACAGAUAUAGUUUAUCGAUAAAAAAAAGCCAUGGAGGCAUGGCAUCUAGUUGUUUGGCUAAUGAUUGGAUCUCCGGUUCUUGUGCAUGGGGAAGUCAAGUACCUCAGCCAAAAAGGCAACGACUCCGUUGCGCUGGCGUGCUCAUCUCCAGAGAGCAAUCCUUACGGGGUCUAUCUGAGACGCAAGUGGCUGCAGCCCGACGCAGAGGUUCUGUUCAUCCACAAAGACGCGCAGCCCAAGUUUAGGAGCAGAACCGACCAGAACCGCAUUCAGGUUGUUGAAAACCUGGGCUCCGGUCAGCUGGAUGUGACCAUCUCUCACCUGCAGGGUUCAGACACGGACCUCUACGUCUGUGAGUUUAUGUUUGAAAGCAUCCCCACUGACCGCAAAGAACCUGGCCGAGACCAGUUCCUCCUCUAUGUUGCGGAUCAUGUUGAAACCCCCUGCAACUGUUCCGAUUAUCGAACUCUACUGUACAUCAUAUCUGGAGCUGUUGGCCUUCUGCUUCUCAUCAUCGUAGGCCUGACAGUGACAUCUUGUUCUACACAGAGCAAGGUGCGCAACGGCAGCAAACCACAGCCUGCUGUUCCCAUUUACGAGGAGAUGACAGGCCUGAAGUCAGGAAACCACAAACCUCUCGGUGACCUGGGUCGUUUCGGGGAGAGCGAGCACCUCCAUAAUGAGAACCCCUACUCCACCCCUUGAGGGCCCCUGGUUCUGCCCUACUGAGGCCUCCUGAAGAAUCUGCAUCCACCUGAACUCCUCAUCCAGGACAUACAUAUUCAUAGCCGCACGAUCAUUUUCUGACAACAACUUUUUAUUCGCCAGAAAAAGACCAAAGGCCUGCAACAGAAACGGCAGCAGUGCCUAACCAUUUUCUCAGCGUUACAUCAUAUCUACAAGAAUCUUUAUUUCCCCAAAGUUGAGCAUCAUUUUGUUGCUGUGUUGCUUGAUAACACAGAAAGUGUGUUAUAGGGUAAUGUUUUUGUGAUGAAGAUGUGUUAAAGAGUAUUGUUUCUGUUAUGAAGAUGUGUUAUAGAGUAAUGUUUUUGUUAUGAAGAUGAGUUAUAGAGUAAUGUUUUUGUUAUGAAGAUGUGUUAAAGAGUAUUGUUUCUGUUAUGAAGAUGUGUUAUAGAGUAAUGUUUUUGUUAUGAAGAUGAGUUAUAGAGUAAUGUUUUUGUUAUGAAGAUGUGUUAAAGAGUAUUGUUUCUGUUAUGAAGAUGUGUUAUAGAGUAAUGUUUUUGUUAUGAAGAUGUGGUAAAGAGUAAUGUUUUUGUUAUGAAGAUGUGUUAAAGAGUAAUGUUUCUGUUCUGAAGAUGAGUUAUAGAGUCAUUUUUCUGUUAUGUUCAUUCUUCAGUAUUAUUAUCAGAUUACAAUCAGUAUUUUUUUGUAGUAAUACACAGGAAAAGAUGUUAAAUUCCUUGUGGUAUUGGUUGGGGACUUCCCAUUUCCAUUUAG